Clupea harengus (Atlantic herring) is the source of this 6878-nucleotide messenger RNA. RefSeq names its product multiple EGF-like-domains 10 (gene megf10). NCBI's taxonomy places the organism in Eukaryota, Metazoa, Chordata, Actinopteri, Clupeiformes, Clupeidae. Gene Ontology annotation, cellular component: membrane. Gene Ontology annotation, molecular function: protein binding. The record is from RefSeq and is a predicted model, not a curated record.
CCAGCAGAGAAAGGACCUGAUAAGGAGUCUCCUCUAGGUGGAGAUGUGGCAAGAUGUCAUGAUAUUUGAUCUCUUCACCGGAAGAUUAUUGCAUCGCAGAAAUGGUGGAUGUUGUGACUGUCACACUUAGUUAAAAUGCUCAUUCUAACGCUUCUGUACAGCCAGAAAGAGAGAUGCAGCUCAGCACUAUGAAUUUGGAAAGUUACUAUUGUUUCAAAAACACACACAAACACAUUUUCAAAGAUAUGCUGCACAUGACAUACACUAAAGUGCAUUCACCCCUCUCAGUGGCAUGAUUUAACUGCUGUUUAACUGUUUCUUUCUGUGCUGUUUCAAAUAUAUCUGUUGCUUAGGAAAACAGCUAAUCGACAUGAACUGCAGUCAGACAAGAUGGACCAUCUCAGCCAUUGAAAUCAAAAUGAUUUUUAAAUACCCUCGGUAAAUCCACACAUUUCUGUAUGUGGUGCAUUCUAAUGGGCUGUCUAUAGACCCCUUUACUUCAGUGCCAACUCAUUUAGAAGACAAAUGAGAAAUAAUCUUGUGCUGGUUUCAAAGAGGGUCACGGUAUUAGUGUGAUAUCAGUUUAUAUCUUAAACAGGAAAACUCAGGCUACAACCUAGUUCAUGUGCUCCACUUUGGGAUUCUUCCCACUGCUGAUGCCACAAUCUCUCCACCAUAAAGGGGUUUCAAAGGUAGAGGGCGCCAGAGAAGUUGAAUAAGUAGGCUACAAAUAAGCGCUACGGUAUGCUUGCCACCGUGUAGAGGCAUCCCAUUGAUGGCAAUUUUAGAGAACAGCUUAAAAAGUAGCUUACACCUCGUCUUUUCCAAACGUCCGGGAAUUUUUCAUUAGAUAGAUUAUGGAGUUCAAAAACAAGUUUUUAGGCAUUUUUUCAAUUUCUGUCCGUCGAUUCUUAAUUCUUGUUAGUCAAUUAGCAAUUGUUUUCACUGUGUAAUUAGCUACACAUCAAAGUCAUUCAUUAAUCAUUUCCUUAAUUAGCUCAUUUAUCAUUGUAUAUCGCUCUCCACCCACCCCCGUCUCAUACAAAAACAAUCUCCGGCAGUGGAUGUCUUCACGUCUCCUCGCAUCUUCAUCACAAUUGCCACGCUCAUUGGCUGCACAGCAAUGAGGUCAUGACAAGCAUUGAACUGGUGUUUUCGUUUCCCGACUGGAAGCAAGUUCAAAUCCUCCCUCUUGAAGAAGAAGGGAUGCGCAUCAACUUUCCCUGGAACUUCUUUAACCCCUAUAUGUGAGAAACCGCCGUUUUCCUGACACAGGACCUACUUUCUUUGAACUUUCUGCGGAAAUUGUGUUUUUACCUAAAAUCACAGUCUUCUCCAAGUUUCCCCUUGCGAACGGGCAAUUCCAGAAACUUAUUUGAGAGAAGUCGCAUUAAUCCUGGAUCCAUGAGCGUGGUUAGGACGAAAACAUUUGCGUGAUAAGGUGUAGUUUUGACAAAGAUGGCGUCCGUCAGGUGGCACUGGGGCUGGGUGCUGGUGGCUCUGGCCGCCUGCCUGGCACAGGUGGCAUCCUCACUCAACCUGGAGGACCCGAACGUCUGCAGUCACUGGGAGAGCUACUCUGUUACCGUGCAGGAGUCGUACGCACACCCCUUUGACCAGAUAUAUUACACCAGCUGCACAAACGUCUUGAACUGGUUCAAGUGCACGCGACACAGGGUCAGCUAUCGGACAGCAUACCGUCGUGGAGAGAAGACCAUGUACCGGCGCAAAGAGCAGUGCUGCCCUGGCUUCUAUGAGAGCGGAGAGAUGUGUGUCCCCCACUGUGAAGAGAAAUGUGUCCACGGCCGAUGCGUGGCCCCCAACACCUGCCAGUGUGAGCCCGGGUGGGGCGGGGCCGACUGUUCCAGUGCAUGUGACAGCAUCCACUGGGGCCCUCACUGCAGCAACCGGUGCCAGUGUCAGAAUGGGGCGCUGUGUAACCCCAUCACGGGGGCGUGCAUCUGCACCCCUGGGUACCAGGGCUGGCGCUGCGAGAAGGACUGCGAUGCGGGCACCUACGGCACCGGCUGCCAGCAGAAGUGCCUGUGUCAGAACGGUGCCGCCUGCCACCACAUCACGGGGGAGUGCACAUGCUCACCGGGAUACACCGGAGCUUUCUGUGAGGACUUGUGUCCGCCCGGUAAGCACGGACAGCAGUGUGAGGAGCGCUGCCCCUGCCAGAACGGAGGAGUGUGUCACCACGUCACCGGAGAGUGCUCCUGUCCCGCUGGAUGGAUGGGGAUGGUGUGCGGCCAGCCUUGCCCAGAGGGACGUUUUGGCAAGAACUGCUUCCAGGAAUGCCAGUGUCAUAACGGGGCGACGUGUGACUCGGCCAUCGGCCAGUGUUUCUGCAGCCCAGGCUACACUGGAGAACGGUGCCAUGAGCAGUGCCCGGUUGGCCUGUUCGGCAUGGACUGCAGGCAGACGUGCCGCUGCCUGAACGGUGCCAAGUGCUACCACAUCAGCGGGGCGUGCCUGUGCGAGCCGGGCUUCGCGGGCGAGCACUGCGAGGUGCGCCUUUGCCACGAGGGCGUCUACGGGCUCAAAUGCGACAGGAAGUGCCCCUGCCACUCAGAGAACACGCGCAGCUGCCACCCCAUGUCUGGUGAGUGUUCAUGCCAGCCCGGCUGGGCAGGGCUCUACUGCAACGAGACGUGCACGCCCGGUUUCUAUGGCGAGUCCUGCCAGCAGGUGUGCCACUGCCAGAAUGGCGCAGACUGCCACAGCGUCACGGGAGAGUGCAUCUGUGCCCCGGGCUUCAAAGGGCCCGACUGCUCCACGGCCUGUCUCUCCGGCACCUUCGGGGUUAACUGCUCCUCCACCUGCGCUUGUAAGAACGGAGCUGCGUGCUCACCUGUGGACGGGUCGUGCUCAUGCAAAGCAGGCUGGCAUGGAGUGGACUGCUCCAUCAACUGCCCCAGUGGCACGUGGGGCCUGGGCUGCAACCUCACCUGCCUCUGUGGGAACGGCGGGGCCUGCAACGCACUGGACGGACGCUGCACCUGCGCCCCGGGCUGGAGGGGGGAGAGGUGUGACAUGCACUGCCAGGAUGGCACCUAUGGCAUGGACUGUCGGGAGCGCUGUGACUGCAGCCAUGCUGAUGGGUGCCACCCGUCCACUGGGUACUGCCGCUGCCUGGCGGGAUGGACAGGGAUCCACUGUGACAGCGUGUGUGCUGAGGGCCGGUGGGGCCCUAACUGCUCUGUGCCGUGUAACUGUGAGAACGGAGCGUCCUGCUCCCCUGACGAGGGCACCUGUGAGUGUGCGCCCGGGUACAGGGGAACCACCUGCCAACGCAUCUGUUCGCCAGGGUAUUUUGGCCACCGCUGCAGCCAGGCCUGUCCUCAGUGUGUCCACAGCAAAGGGCCGUGCCACCACGUCACGGGGCAGUGCGACUGUCUGCCAGGCUUUAAAGGGGCACUCUGCAACGAAGUGUGUCCCAGAGGCAGGUAUGGGAAGAGCUGUGCGCAGACCUGCACCUGCACCAACAACGGCACCUGUAACCCCAUAGACGGCUCGUGCCAGUGCUACCCAGGCUGGAUUGGCAGCGACUGCUCGCAGCCUUGUCCACCUGGCCAGUGGGGACCCAACUGCAUCCACACGUGUAACUGUCACAAUGGGGCUUACUGCAGUGCUUAUGAUGGAGAGUGUAAGUGCACGCCAGGAUGGACCGGCCUCUACUGCACCCAACGCUGUCCGUUGGGCUUCUAUGGCAAAGACUGUCGCCAGAUCUGCCAGUGUCAGAACGGGGCAGACUGCGACCACAUCUCUGGCCAGUGCACCUGCCGCACAGGCUUCAUGGGAAGGCAUUGUGAACAAAAGUGUCCAGCUGGUUCCUAUGGCUACGGCUGCCGGCAGGUGUGCGACUGUCUCAACAACUCCACCUGUGACCACAUGACUGGGACCUGCUACUGCAACCCCGGCUGGAAAGGAGCCAGAUGUGACCAAGCUGGUGUUAUCAUUGUGGGGACCUUGAAUAGCCUGACCAGUACUGCGCUGCCAGUGGACUCCUACCAGAUUGGAGUGAUCACAGGCAUCAUUGUGUUGGUCCUUCUGGUGCUCCUCCUCUUGCUCCUCUUCAUCAUCUACCGGAAGAAACAGAAGGGCAAGGAGCCGACCAUGCCCGCUGUCACCUACACCCCUGCCAUGCGGGUCAAUGCCGACUACGCCAUCGCAGAGACAAUUCCACAGACCACAGAGGGACACCCCAACAGCAACUACUUCUCCAACCCCAGCUACCACACACUCACACAAUGCACCAGUCCUCCCCAUGUAAACAACCUGCCAUAUGGAAAGACGAAGAACAACCAGCUGAUGGUGAACCUGAAGAACAUGGACCACAGGAAGAGGCCUCCUCUGAUGGACCACACAGGAACUCUGCCUGCCGACUGGAAACAGGGGGGAUGCUUCAAUGAGCUGGGAGCUUAUGGAGUUGACAGACGCUACAUGGGGAAAUCCCUAAGAGACUUGGUGAAGGGCCUGCCCUACCAUGCCAGCACCAGUUCCCUCAACAGCUCGGAGAACCCCUAUGCCACCAUCAAGGACCCGCCGCUGCUGAUGCCCAAGAACACAGAGUGUGGCUACGUGGAGAUGAAGUCACCGGCGAGACGCGACUCUCCCUACGCUGAGAUUCACAACUCCAGCCCUACCAACAAGAACGUCUACGAAGUUGAGCCUACAGUGUUCAAUGGUAUCCACUUACCGGGCAACAACAACUGCAACGGACCCUUUACCCAGGACCCAUACGACCUACCAAAGAACAGCCACGUCCCUAGUCACUACGACGUUCUCCCCACACGAGAAAGCCCACCAUCACCUCACAAAGAACUGGACAGUGACUGAGCUGAGCUCUAAGAGACCUCACAGAGACCAUGAGCCUGUUUCCAGGGCUCCACCAAACAGUGGCCUUCAUGCGCUGGCGUACUGUGUGCUCAUUCUCUGCGUAUUCUCCAGUCGCUAAUGUAUCCAUCACUUAGAUUCAUUUUGGUUUGUUUUAUUUUACUUUUUUAAACUUUUUUUUUUAUCCUCACUAUAAUCAUUCUUGCGCACGCUUUUCUUUGAAAGAAACUGAAUAUGGUUAUUCAGCCUGGAUUCACACACGCAUUAUUCACUGCUGUUGUCCUCUCUUUAAAGAUUGCUCUGGAAUGGCUAGGCGCACAACCAGGAAUAUCAGCAUUACAUUUAAUAACUUUCUGAUUAAUUAGAUCGUCAAACAUACCUGAUGGCUCACGGUCAACGAAUCAUUCCAUUCACUAGAGACAUAUCACUUGCCUUUAUUCUUAAAUGUAGAAUGAGAAUACAAAGCAAACCUCAUUUUAUUUUUGUAAUGAUGAAUGGAAACAUAUUCAGUGUUAGAACUUGGAGAAUAAGAUGAAUGUGAGUGUGUUUGAAAUGGUAGACUUGUAGUUAUGUUUUAGUUUAGCGUGGGUAUAGUACUGUAUGUCAUCACAUCUGGAAUUAUUUUUACUGUGUCUCUUUAAUUGUAUUUUGACAGUUUUUGUCUUAGUCUGAAUGAUCAAUACUAAACUUAACCAAAGGUCAAAGUGCCAUAAUAAGUAUUUCUGCUCCUGCUAUUGGCUCUUAGUUGGAGCAGAUCCUUCAGUUUUAGGUCCCUAGCUCAUUCAAAAAUGACACCCCAGAAAAUUCUCUUCAACUCUAUCUGGCAAAUGGUACUGUGUAACUCAGUAAAUAAUGGUCUAAUCAAUUUGUAUUAGGUAUAUCAAAUUAGAAUUGGCCCUUACAGGAGGUUUGCUACAGUUGUGUAGAAUGGCUGUUCCCAUCGAAAUUCUAAUUAUAUGGAUGUUCCAUUCUACAUCCAAAAAGAUAGUGUCAUUACAGUUUAAUGUGAUGUAGUAAUUCAUUACUUUUGGUUAUGUUUAUUCUCUCUGCACACACAAUAUUUUACAAUUUGUAAAUGAACAUGAUGAGAUUUUAAAGUUAUUGGCUUUAGACUGAGUUUCAUCUGCUCAAACAUAACCAAGUCUUAUGUUCUGUGAAGUGAAGUCAGAGGAAUGUUCUAUUCUCAACUUUGUCCUUAGACAAAAAAAAAAGAUGCUUAAGCUGGCCUUUUGCAUUCUAAUGUAAAGAACAUCAACGGAAGGGAGAGCUGACCCAUUUUAGAUCUGCAAGUAGACUAAUUAGGUCUCCCUUGUAUUUAGAUUUUCCAUGUUAAUAGCAAAAUAGUUAGUCACGAUAGUUUUAAUAAAUACUAUGGAUCCAUCUUAAAACUUGUCUGAGCCAGGAAUUAAAUUUGUUUGUACAAAAAUGUGUACAUAGCUGUAAUUCACUGUAGGGGAUGAUUACGACAUUUGUGCGGUGUUAGUGUGCAUAGUGCACAUAGCACUCUGCCUUACUUUUGUAUAUUACUUAAGCAGGAGUAUUUGGUUAAUAUCACAUUUGGCAUCUAGGCCAUCCACAAGAAAUCUCUUUUGAGUCUCUAAAUCCACAAUUGUUUGACCAGUGUUUAUCACCUUGACAUGUGACUGUUUUUAGUUGUGUACCGCAUACAAACAUGUUCAUUCAAGCCUGAUCACAUUUUACUUUAGCCUUCUCUGUAUGUCAGUUGAUUCAUGGGUACAUUUUGCCAGUCAGAUAAUUGAAACAGAUUGACUAUCAGGGCAGCUGAGCUUUUCAUCAGUUGUGCUGGUUAGUGUGUAUGUACAUGUAUAUAGUAUAUUCUGCUUUGUUUUGUUCUUUUCUCUUAAUCUGUUUUCUAUUUUAUUUUGUCAGAGAACUCACUGAAAUUGCACAUUUUGUUAUGUUUUUGUUUCCCUCCCCAAAGAAAGUCUGAAUAGCGACGUAUGCCUCGGAUUACCACUUGUUUUCCAGUAGCUUCUGUGUCUGUGCAAUUUGCUUUACAAUAAAACGACAAAGGUGUU